GUCUGUAUGUAUGGAUAAAAGAUCACUGUUUGUCUUAAGCAGAGAUAAAGGAUCAGAUUUAGAAUUUUUGUAAGCAAAAGCACAAUAGAUUUUGCUUUGUUUUGUUUUUCCUGAGAAGUGUGUCUAAACACAGGCAAUAGUUGUCUCUUUCCUUUUUUCCCUUACUGGUAGGUAUCUUCCUUGCUCUCUUUCAAUGGGCCAGGCUGCUCGUACUUCUUAGUUUUCAGUAACUUCCUCAGCGCUUUGUUGUUCUUGUUUUUAAUGCCACCUUAACGUAUGCAUUAAGAAAACAAAUAGUUAUAAAACAAAACGGCUGAAGAUCCAAACCACAUUUUAAGGACAGUCAGCAAUGGAAAAAUGUACCUUGGAGAGGGCGUAGGAGAGAGGCUUCUUCUCAGAACUGCAUAGCGAGGUUCAUCUUUAGCAUUAACAUGUUGCCAGACUGUUCACUUAACCUGUCUAGACCAGGAGUGGGUAUGUAUGAGUGAUGUUCUGUUUGCUCUGGGUUGGUUUUCUUGCUCCUGGAAUGAGCCAGUUAAUUGCAAAUGUGUUCACUGUAAUUAGAAUGGCAUUUAGUCACCAUUUAAGUAGUUUAGUUAAGUCUCAUUUAAGUUAGUAAUUCAAAUUCAGGGUAGUGUUAAUCUCUAGGCGGACACAAGCUGUCCUUACAGAGGGAUGCAAGCCUUGAGCUGAUGUUUACAAGAUGUAUGGCAGAGGUGGGGAUGGUGACACGGGUGGAAUGAGGAGGUUUCUCAACAACAAGAGCUAGAAACUCUGCUCACAGAAACCAAUACCUUCCUGCUUACCUUGUCAGGGCCAAUUCUGCAUAUGUCAGUGGUGAGUCAAAUUAGACUUCUUUCUUGCCCUGAGUUUAAUCAUAGCAUCGUGAUAGUUCUGUAACGUCAUCAAGCAACUCUCCUGUUCUGGUUUUCUUAUUAGUAAAGAAUCCAAUCAGCUGCCCUGCAAAACCAGUGAUUCACUGCCUUAGUUGAACAUGGCUGUUUAGAUGCUGUAUGUUGUAACAUUAUGACAUUCCUUGCGUCACAGUUAACGAUGGAAUAGUAACCAACAGGCUCAUAAGCAUCUUAGAAGACAGUAUGUGUCCACUGUCCGCUGGCAGAGUUUGUGCUAGAGUAGCUCAACAGAAGAACCUUGAAGGAUAUGUGGGGUUUGCAAAUCUUCCAAAUCAGGUUUACCGGAAGUCCGUGAAGAGAGGAUUUGAGUUCACACUCAUGGUAGUAGGUGAAUCUGGACUGGGAAAAUCAACAUUAAUCAACUCAUUAUUCUUAACGGAAUUAUAUUCCCCGGAGUAUCCAGGUCCUUCACACAGAAUUAAAAAGACUGUACAGGUUGAGCAGUCAAAAGUUUUAAUCAAAGAAGGUGGUGUUCAGUUACUACUUACAAUAGUUGACACACCAGGAUUUGGAGAUGCUGUGGAUAAUAGUAAUUGUUGGCAGCCUGUUAUUGACUACAUUGACAGUAAAUUUGAGGACUACCUGAAUGCAGAAUCUCGAGUGAACAGACGUCAGAUGCCAGAUAAUAGAGUUCAGUGCUGUUUAUACUUCAUUGCUCCUUCAGGACACGGACUUAAGCCUUUGGAUAUAGAGUUUAUGAAGCGCCUGCAUGAAAAAGUGAAUAUCAUUCCACUUAUUGCCAAAGCAGACACACUUACACCUGAGGAAUGCCAACAGUUUAAAAAACAGAUAAUGAAAGAAAUCCAAGAACACAAAAUUAAAAUAUAUGAAUUUCCAGAAACAGAUGAUGAAGAAGAAAACAAGAUUGUUAAAAAGAUAAAGGACCGUUUACCUCUUGCUGUGGUAGGUAGUAAUACAAUCAUUGAAGUCAAUGGCAAGAGAGUUAGAGGAAGACAGUACCCAUGGGGUGUUGCAGAAGUUGAAAAUGGGGAACACUGUGACUUCACAAUUCUGAGGAACAUGUUGAUAAGAACUCAUAUGCAGGACCUGAAGGAUGUCACUAACAAUGUACAUUAUGAGAACUACAGAAGCAGAAAACUGGCAGCUGUUACAUACAACGGUGUUGACAACAAUAAAAAUAAAGGGCAGCUAACAAAAUUUGACACAGUUGAAGGCAUGAGCCCGCUGGCACAGAUGGAGGAGGAGAGGAGAGAGCAUGUAGCCAAAAUGAAAAAAAUGGAGAUGGAAAUGGAACAGGUGUUUGAGAUGAAAGUUAAAGAAAAAGUACAGAAACUGAAGGACUCUGAAGCUGAGCUGCAGCGACGCCACGAGCAAAUGAAAAAGAAUUUGGAGGCUCAACACAAAGAAUUAGAGGAAAAGCGUCGCCAGUUUGAGGAUGAGAAAGCAAGCUGGGAAGCUCAGCAACGUAUUUUGGAACAACAGAAUUCCUCCAGAACCUUGGAAAAGAAUAAGAAGAAAGGGAAGAUAUUUUAAAUGCAUCACCUUGACCACCAGUUAUGUAUUAGUUGCCAAUAUUCCAGCCUGGACAUCAGUGUUUGUUGGAUCCGUUUGACUAAUUUUGCACCAGUUGUAUCCAUAGUAAUGGAUUUAACAGCAUGACAAAUUUUUGUUCACUUUGAUGGAGAAUGAGAUGCCUUGAAUUGUCUAGGGUGUUGUGUACUUGGAAAAGUAACAGCUCUAAGUACCUUUCUUCUUUUUUUUUCUUUCCUUUUUCUUUUUUAAACAGACGUCAUUUUAAUGCAAAAGGAACCAUUUUACUGUUGUACAAUCAUGCUCUGGUGGUUUGACGGUUUACAGGAGACUGAAAUGCAAGGACUCCAGACGGUUUUUAGAGAGGAUAAAUUGCCAUAAUAAUGAUGCAAACGAUGCUUCCCUAUUAUUGUAAUACAAGAAUUCCAUUCAGUGCAGCAUAUACAAUAAUGUAAUUUAGUCUAACACAGUUGACCCUAUUUUUGACACUUCCAUUGUUUAAAAGUACACAUGGAAAAACAGAAGUUGUAGGCUUACAGUGCACCUAAGCUUUUUAUAACGACCCUUUUAUGUUUUGGAUUCUUUAAAUAUAUGCUAUUCUCAUUUAGUAACUUCUUUAGCCAGAAGGAUCUCAUUACUGCUUCAUUUUUGUAAUAACAUUUAAUUUAGAUAUUUUUCCAUAUAUUGGCCCUCCUAAAUAGAAUAUAGCUUCUUUCAUAUGGUAGGAACCAGUGAGUAAAUCUUUCCUUUAACUCCCUUUUUACAUUUUAUGGUAAGUAGCAGGAAAACGCAUUUAUAGGUCAUUUCUAGGCAAAAUUGUGGAGUUAACUACCAACCUGUUUCUACCUGUGUGCAGUCUUUCUUUAUUUUACUAGAAAUGGGAAUAUGGCCUCAAGAAAAAGAAAUCACCGUUUCGCAUUUAGCUGUAUUCAUAUACUGCAUUUCUGUAUUUUUGUUUGUAUUGUAAAAAGCCACAUAAUAAACAAUGUUGUGAUGUUA
Gallus gallus (chicken) is the source of this 3404-nucleotide messenger RNA. RefSeq names its product septin 7 (gene SEPTIN7). The transcript is spliced from 15 exons. The record is from RefSeq and is a predicted model, not a curated record. Gene Ontology annotation, cellular component: microtubule cytoskeleton; septin complex; cell division site. Gene Ontology annotation, biological process: cilium assembly; cytoskeleton-dependent cytokinesis. The coding region runs from base 1098 to 2408 and encodes 436 amino acids. NCBI's taxonomy places the organism in Eukaryota, Metazoa, Chordata, Aves, Galliformes, Phasianidae. Gene Ontology annotation, molecular function: GTPase activity; molecular adaptor activity; GTP binding.